AUGGGGUCACUUGAUGGCGACGCUGCCACCUCGCCGUCCUUCUCCAGCACCGGGAGCAGCGGCGACGGCAACGGCGGCGGCGGCGGCGGCGGUAGGGUCGGGAUAUACGCGUGCUUCGCGCUUGGCGGGUCGAACAGCCUCGAGUGCUACGAGCCCGGGGCCAACACGUGGCGCCGCGUGGGCGAGCUCCCCGGCGUCCCCGACGGCCACGUGCUGAAGGGCUUCGCCGUCGUCGCGCUCGGCGACUUCGUCUACGUCAUCGGCGGCCGGCUGUGCCGGAGGGAGCGCGGCGGCGGCGGCGAGUACCGCGACACCGACGUCGACGUGCGCGGCGACGUGGUCCGGUACGACGCGCGCCGCGGGGAGUGGGGGCGGUGCGCGCCGCUCCUCGUCCCGCGCUUCGACUUCGCGUGCGCGCCGUGCGGCGGGAAGAUCUGCGUCGCCGGCGGGCAGCGCUCGCUGUCCGGCGCCCGUGGCACGGCGGCGGCGGAGGUGUUCGACGCCGACAAGGGCGGGUGGUCGCGGCUCCCCGACAUGAGCACGCGGCGGUACAAGUGCGUCGGGGUGACGUGGCACGGCCGCUUCCACGUCGUGGGGGGGUUCGCGGAGAGCACGUCGUCGUCGUCGCCGGCCGCCGCCGCCGACGACGAGGCGGCGGCGGCGCCGCCGGGGAGGGCCACCGCGCUGCUGCUGCUGCUGCCGCAGUCGUCGGCGCUGGAGCGGAGCUCGGCGGAGGUGUUCGACUGCGCGAGGGGCGUGUGGGAGAUCAUCCCGGGGAUGUGGCAGCUCGACGUGCCGCCGAACCAGAUCGUGGCGGUGGCCGGCCGGCUGCUCAGCUCCGGCGACUGCCUCAACAGCUGGAAGGGCCACGUCGAGGUGUACGACGGCGAGCUCAACAUCUGGAGCAUCAUGGACCACUCGGCGAUGCCGGACAUGCCGCUGCUCGCCGCCCUCCCGCCGUCGGCGCAGCGGCGGUACCACACCAUGGCCGUCGUCGGCAAUCAGCUCUACUUCCUCGCCGGCUACCAGGUGGCGGCGGGCGGCGACGGCGGCUUCAGGACCGUCUCCCUGGUGCACAGCUUCGACACCAGUGCAAACCCCGGGCUGAUGCCGCCAUGGAGAAGCUUCCAGCCCACCAUGGAUCAGGAUGGCGUGGAAGACGGCAGCAAGGAAUUGUUCAGCCAGUGCUGCUCCGUGCAGCUCUAGUUGCAGAAUUACACUACACAAGACCAAAGUCUACACAGUAUAAUGUAUCAUAGUUUUGAUCACAGCACCAUACUCUGUAUCUCAUCUGAAUGUGUGUGACCCAUAAAGAUGGUCUCAUCUUUGCUGAAAAAUGGAUCAGUGUAAUUGAUUGCAAGUAUCUGAAAUAUGGGAAAUGAAAUCAUAGAAAAGAAGGCA
Molecule: messenger RNA, 1401 nt
Organism: Oryza sativa Japonica Group (Japanese rice)
Lineage: Eukaryota; Viridiplantae; Streptophyta; Magnoliopsida; Poales; Poaceae
Molecular function (GO): protein binding
Source: RefSeq, a predicted model, not a curated record